AUGUAUAAUGAUAUGAUGCCUGACAUAAUAGUUGCUGCUGAUUUUUUGCAAUGCGACAUUAUUCUAGAGAAAUGUAUUGAAAGGAUAUUACUUAAUAAUAAUAUCAAUAUAAUUCAGGAUUUUCAAAUUUUUAGUAUUUUAUUUUCUUUUCAACAAAAUUCACCAAAAUUAUUUUAUCUUUUGGUUAAAAAUUAUAAAAAGUUAAAGGAACUACCUAUUGAAAUGAUGGAUGAAAGAAAUUUCUCUACACUCCUAUCAAGUCAUUUUUUUAAUCCCCCAAUUGAUACUAUUACAAAUUUAAUUGAUCAAUGGUUGUCAAAGAAUCAAUGUAAUAUUAAUCUUUUAUUGUAUACAACAUUACCAAAAACAAAAUAUUUUUCCUAUUAUAUUAUUAAUAAAAAUAUAAUAAAAAAAAUAACAAUUUCAACAAAAACUUUACAAUUUUUUACAUCACAAGAGUAUAUUUUAAAUGAAUUUAUUCCAUCAUCUGUUAUUCAAUAUAAUGAAAAUUCAAUUUUUGUUUAUAAUAAUCAAAUUGAAAAUUUUAUUACACAAGGUUUUAUUAUAAAUGAAAAAAAUAAAGUUUUAAAAUUACCACCACACUUGGCACCACGAAUACAUUAUUCAACACUUAUUUAUAAAGAUAAUAUUUAUACUUUUGGUGGUAUUUUUAAUAAUAUUCGUUCAUUUUCUGUUGAGAGUUAUAAUUUAAUAACAAAAAAAAGAAAACUUCUUUCUAGUAUGCCAAUUGCUGUUAUGGAUGCUUCAGUUGUGGUACUCAAUGACUUUAUUUAUGUUAUUGGUGGGGUAAUUAACGAAAAAGUUAAUGUUGUUCAGGUGUAUGACAUUAGAAAUGAUAAGUGGAAACCGGUUUCACCAACAAAUCAUCCCUCAUCUAAAAGUACAACACUUGCAUAUGAUGGAAAAAUUAUUGUUAUUCAUGAUAAAUCUAUUGAAUCUUAUAAUCCAUUAUUAGGAGAAUGGAAAAUUAUUAAAUAUAAUAACAAAGAUAUAAAAAAUAUUUUUUCAGAUAAUGAUGGAAUAUAUGCAUGUUAUUGUAACAACAACAAUGAAUAUAAAAUAGAUCUAAUAUAUAAAUAA
Messenger RNA from Strongyloides ratti, 1101 nucleotides. Its product is annotated as Kelch repeat type 1 and Kelch-type beta propeller domain-containing protein. NCBI's taxonomy places the organism in Eukaryota, Metazoa, Nematoda, Chromadorea, Rhabditida, Strongyloididae. The transcript is spliced from 2 exons. Gene Ontology annotation, molecular function: protein binding. The coding region runs from base 1 to 1101 and encodes 366 amino acids. The record is from RefSeq and is a predicted model, not a curated record.